Molecule: messenger RNA, 4874 nt
Organism: Panicum virgatum (switchgrass)
Lineage: Eukaryota; Viridiplantae; Streptophyta; Magnoliopsida; Poales; Poaceae
Product: lysine-specific demethylase JMJ703-like
Exons: 11
Coding region: 726-3707 (993 amino acids)
Biological process (GO): chromatin remodeling
Cellular component (GO): nucleus
Molecular function (GO): histone H3K4me/H3K4me2/H3K4me3 demethylase activity
Source: RefSeq, a predicted model, not a curated record
GACAAAGCUGCCCCUGGUUUAAGGCAAAAGAGACAUAGCACAAACAGCCUUUGCUUGCUUGCCGUUCUUGCUCGGUUCCAGCAAUCCCCUUUGCUUUUAUACAUUUUACAUCCCUAGCGCCUCUGUGGUGUUGUGCUGCUGGAUUUCUUUAGGUUACCAGCAGGCAGAAGAAAAUGUAGAAUACCAGUUACCAGCAUGCCCAUAGGAUGAUUUCUCAUCUCAAGCUGAAACUCAGCAGACCACCAAACGAGAAACCACUAUUUAUCCUGGCCUGCCUACCUGCACCUUGUAUUUGGUCUUGCACUUGCAGUAUUCCCCUCUUCCUUUGCAGUGUCUGUGUGCCUCCCUCUCGUGGUGGAUUGGAUUGGAUCUGCACAUCUAUCUGUUCACAGGAAUAAUAAUUCCCCUGUGUAUGUUGCUGCUGCCCUGACCUGGCUUAGGAGGUGGAGCAGGGUGGGUGCUGGGAAUUUCUGUUAGGGCCGGGAGCUCAGGGCAGGAGCAAACAGAUCCCUGCAAAGAAAGAAAGAAAAAUUAACUGGUAAUCUUACAAUUUCUGUUGCCGCUGCUGCAAGAUCUUGGAUCUGAAAAGUUUGUGGCAAAAUAAUAAUAAUAAUAACGAUGGCCUCACGAGCACGGCAGAGAGCAUGAUGACGCCGAGUGAGGCGAUGAUUAUGACUUGAACGAUUGAACCGGACCUCAUCUCUCGGAUCUGUGCAAGAGCUGUAAUGGGAACAGAGUGCAUUAUGGCCACAGUGAAUGAGGAUCCGGAACUCUCAUUUCCACCUGGAUUUGGACCUUUUGUUGGCCUUGCAUUGCAGGGUACCCAAACCAAUGUCAAACCAGGUGGUACUCAUUCUAGUUCAGUGCAAGUAGCACAGAGCAUCGAGAAAGAUGUCAAAGUUUUGGAACCCAAUUCAGCGCAUUGUAGGAGUGGCACACCUGCCAGUACUUCUGGGAGCCAUAGUUGCAGGAAAUCACUUCGUAACAAGCCUCCAAUAGACUAUAGCCUUUAUGACCUUACCUCAGAUGAAGAAUCUGAAAUUGAAUCGCCAGAAAAGGGAGUAAGAUCAGUGAGACGUAGGCAACAAUUACCAAAAGGAGUCCUUCGAGGCUGUGCAGAAUGUGCUGAUUGUCAAAAGGUUGUUGCAAAGUGGAAUCCAUCUGGUGCACGCAGGCCUGUUCUUGAGGAGGCUCCUGUUUACUAUCCAUCUGAGGAGGAAUUCAAGGACACCUUAAAAUACAUUGAGAGUAUACGACCUACGGCAGAACAAUAUGGAAUUUGUCGCAUUGUUCCACCACCUUCAUGGAAGCCUCCAUGUCUUCUUAAAGAGAAGAACAAAUGGGAAUGCUCAAAAUUUUCUACUCGAGUACAGAAGGUUGACAAGCUCCAAAACCGUAAAUCAUCCAAGAAGAGCAGAGGAGGUGGGAAGAUGAAGAAGCGGAGAAAGGUUUCAGAGCCGAAAGAUAUUUGUAACAUUAAUUACAAUCAAACUGGGAUGCAUCAAAGCCCAGAGAGGUUUGGAUUUGAACCAGGACCAGAGUUUACACUACAAACAUUUAAGAAGUAUGCGGAUGACUUCAGUGAUCAGUAUUUUAACAAAGAUGCAUGUGGGGACUCGCCACCAUCAGUGGAAGAUAUUGAAGGCGAGUAUUGGCGCAUAGUUGAAAGUCCCACUGAAGAGAUAGAGGUAAUAUAUGGCGCCGAUUUGGAGACUGGAACUUUUGGUAGUGGUUUUCCAAAGUUUUCUCCUGAAGUAAAAUCUGAUGGUGAGCAUAAGUAUGCAGAAUCUGGCUGGAAUCUAAACAAUUUGCCUAGACUACAAGGUUCAGUUCUAUCGUUUGAGGGUGGUGACAUCUCUGGUGUUUUGAUCCCUUGGGUAUAUGUUGGCAUGUGCUUUUCAUCAUUCUGCUGGCAUGUUGAAGACCAUCAUUUGUACUCUCUGAACUACAUGCAUUGGGGUGCUCCAAAGAUGUGGUACGGAGUUCCAGGAAAGGAUGCCAUGAAUUUGGAGGUAGCGAUGAAGAAACAUCUACCUGACUUGUUUGAGGAGCAGCCUGAUUUGCUUCACAAUCUGGUUACUCAAUUUUCUCCAUCAUUGCUUAAAUCUGAAGGAGUACCGGUUUACCGAUGUGUUCAGCAUGAGGGAGAGUUUGUCCUGACAUUCCCACGAGCAUACCAUGCUGGUUUCAAUUGUGGUUUCAAUUGUGCGGAAGCUGUUAAUGUGGCACCGAUAGAUUGGUUACCAAUUGGGCAGGAUGCUGUUGAGCUUUAUCGUGAACAGGCCCGGAAAAUAACUAUUUCACAUGAUAAGCUGUUACUUGGGGCUGCAAACGAAGCAAUAAGAGCUCAGUGGGACAUUCUUUUCCUCAAGAGAAAUACUGCUGAUAACUUGAGGUGGAAAAGCAUGUGUGGACCUGACAGCACCAUAUGCAAGUCACUUAAGGCAAGAAUCGAGAUGGAGUUGACCCAAAGAAAGGAUAUAUGCUCUCCAUCUCAAUGUAGAAAAAUAGAUGCUGAAUAUGAUUCUGCAGAUAGGGAGUGUGCAUUUUGCUACUGUGAUCUGCAUCUUUCUGCCUGUGGUUGUCCAUGUUCUCCAGAGAAAUAUACUUGCCUUAUACAUGCGAUGCAGCUUUGCUCAUGUGACUGGAGUAAAAGACUUUUCCUAUUCCGUUAUGAUGUCAAUGAACUAAACAUCUUAGCUAAUGCUUUGGGUGGGAAGUUAAGUGCCAUUCACAGGUGGGGUGUCUCUCAUCUUGGAUUAAGUUUGAACUCAUGUGUUAAACGAGAAAAAGAGCAAGAUCUGAAGACUCUUCGGAGAGCAACUGAUGGCCCCAGAAGGUCGUACAUGUCACAUGCAUCAACAGUAUCAUUGUCACCUUCACUGGUUUGCAAUGAACAGAAAAGCUGUGGAAAUAAGAUGCUGAACUCAGCUUGUUCGGAAAUGAACACUGCUGUUCCUUUUGCAGAGCAACUAAAGUUGGGAAAUGUUUCACCACAAAAGGAGCCAUGCCUGAAGAAUGAUUUAGCAUGUACACUAAAUACUGGUGCCAGCCAAUUGCAGUAUAAUGGAGGGCCUGGAGGCGACAAAAACUCAGCAGCAAGUUUGUCAGUUCCUGCUGGUCAAUCAUCUUCUUCCAAUGUUAGGACAAGGUCCUUUAGCACUUCUGGUGAAUACAAUAAAAAUGCAUAUGGCUCUCUACCACUUGAUCAUAGAAGCAACAUGAAGCCUAGCUCGGAAAGCUCAAUCAAUUCCCAUAGGUUAAUGACAUCUAACACUAAUGCAUCUCUGUGUUACUCUUACAAUGAUAAAAUACACAUAACACCAGAGACUAAUGCCUUGGUGACGACAGAGAAAGAUGGUAAUCAGAUUCGUGCUGCAUCAAGUCAGCACUUUGAGAGGACUGUUUCAAGAGCACAAACUGUCUCUCAGGAAGCAUCAGCUAGUGUCUUUGCUUCAAAGCCACCUCCAGGCCCUUCACUUGUGAAAAAUACAUAUGGAGGUUUUAGUUCAAGCAGUGCCCAUCUUGGUCGUCCAAAUUUUUGUAAUCAGCAAACAAAUGAUGGGCGCCUUCAAAGAAAAUCUGAAUCUUUAUCUGGUCUGGAAGCUCGGGAGCAUUCACCUUUAUUUGUGCAACCUGCUUUGGGAAAUGGAAGUCAACAGAAGGGUCCUCGCAUAGCCAAUGUUGUGUAUCGAUUCAAGGGCUAAGUUGAACUUUUGGAAAUGGGUGCUGUUCUAUCUGGGAGGUUGUGGUCCUCAAGCCAAGCAAUUUUCCCAAAAAGUUUGUUUUUCCCUGGCAAAUCUGGAUACCUCCAUGCGUCUUGUAGCUGCUUUUCAAUUUGGAAGCAACUUUGUUAUUGGGAGCUACUUUUUGAUGCUUUGCCAUCCUUAAGUGCUUUUAAUACGUUGCGAAUGACAAUAUUCAUGCUAGAGGAAUGUUUGUUGUUUGUAAACUACUACUCAUGGAUGUUUUUCCUCAUAGAUUUGAUUCUCUUCAGCAGUUUGAUAUAUAUUUUGCUCUUUUCCUUGACAUGAUUAUCUUUGUAAAUAAAGGGUUCAGAAGCAGAGUGAAAUACUUCAGCAUUGUGGAUCCAACACAAACAACUUACUACAUAUCUGAAAUAUUAGACGCUGGACUGCAGGGACCUCUGUUUAUGGUGACUAUAGAAAACUGUCCAGGCGAAGUUUUUAUCAAUGUCUCUCCUACCAAGUGCUGGAGCAUGGUCCGUGAGUGGCUGAAUAUGGAAAUACGGAAGGAACUCAGCAUGGGAAGAGCUAACCUUCCUACACUACAGCCUCCAGGACCAGUUGAUGGUCUUGAAAUGUUUGGGUUGCUGUCACCGGUAAUAAUUCAGGCAAUCGAGGUGCAGGAAUGCAGGAUAGAGAUUGGAUCUGCAGAGUAUUGGAGGUCCAGGCCCCGUGUUGUUGCUGGAGACGGUGGCAGUCGGCAUAUGUUGCCACCUCAGGGUACGCCGCACAUUGCGCUCCUGAGGGGGCUGUUCCAGCGAGCCAGCCGCGAUGAGCUGCGAGCCCUGCGGAGUCUACUGACGAGCAAUAGCAGCCUGGACGAGAGCUCCAGGCAACAGGCUGCCCAAGUUCUGGACGAUGAGAUUGCCAAGCAGUGGAGCUGACGAACCUAAAUAGGACUUCUAAUCUCUUGUCUGCAUGAAAUUUUUUGGGACGGGACCAAGCAGUUAGGGUUGCUCAUUCUGUUGCCCGUGUGCCCACUCUUUACAUUCUGUGUCCAUGCUCCAUGACAUAAGAUUUUGCCACACCUGGUUGUUCUUAUGUGUGAUUAAGAUGAUUGACUCAAUAACACCUCACCCCCUGACCAUACCGUUCAGUUCCUAAAUGUUGAGAUGAAUAUUCCCUGUC